CUCACGCCUAAGAGCAUCCAUCUUUGUAACAUGUGUGUAUAUAGUGAAACCCUAACAAUUCCUAAUUACUCUUCCACUCUACUUUCUCUUCCACGCCGUUACCACUAUUCCUCUUCUCUGCGACACUGACGCCAGUCCCUCCUCCAGUUCGCCGUUUUCCGCCGAGCUUUUCCGCAUCUCGUCCGAUCCACCGCCGCCCUUCGAACUUUGCCGCACUCUGUCGUCGUUCUAGUCCUGUGGGAACAUAAGACAAGUGAAGACCAAACCAGCUGCGCAAAGAAAGUGUAGCUGGUCAAAACAUGGCACAUGGUUUGAAUUUUUCGUAUUGUUUUAGGGGAUAAGAAGCAUAUUAAGAAGGUAGGAGGAAAACUGAAGGUUUUUUUCCCAACCCCUCUCGAAAAUGCAAAUCUACCUAUUUUGAUUCCACCAUUUAUUGAUAACAUAACCAAAUCCCCAAAAAUAAUUUAACUGAAAAAAAAAGAAAUUUUAUUCGGCCACCAACUAUUUUCUUUGUCAUAUUUCAAAUUACACUGCCUCCGAUUUUAGUGAUUGUACAACAACGAUGGCUGCCAUCAUUUCCCGAAGGUUAAGAUUAGCCUCUACAAUCCUAAGACCCUCUUUUUCUUCAUCUUCUUCAACCAAGCCGUUAUUCAAUAACCCUAAGCCCUUAUUCUUAGAACCCUUUUCCCAAUCAAUAAACCCUUUUCUCACCAAUUCAUCACUAACAAAACCAAGAUUAUUCUCCACCAAUGAUUCCGAGAAACCUGAAAGUCCAUACCCAAGCCAAAAUCCUAAUUUCAAGCACCAAGAAAUCGAAGGACCCACAGUUGAGCGUGACGUCUCACCUCUGGCGAAUGAAACACGAGAGGUUUUGGAAUCGAUCAUGAAGAACGUCUACAAGCUGAGCAAGGUGGUUGCAGUUCUAGGUCUGGUUCAACUUGGUCUUGGAUCUUGGAUCGCUUACAAAACGGGUUCUUCACCAUUUUCGGAGGUUUCUGUUCAGAGCACGCUGGCUUUUGCGUUUCCAUUUUCAUUGGCGUUCGUUCUGAGACAGUCACUGAAGCCAAUGUACUUCUUCAAGAAGAUGGAGGAGCAAGGUAGGUUGCAGAUUCUGACGCUUACCAUGCAGGUUGCGAAGCAGAUGAAUCUGUUGUUUGUUAGGGUUCGUGGGGUUUCCAUGGCUUGUGUUCUUGGGAUCUCCAUUGGCUUCUUGUUUGCUGUGCUCUCAAGAUGAGGUUAAAGGAAAAUCAUUGACAGUGCUUUGGGGAUGUUGAUUUUGAUCCUUUUCUUUUUUCAUUUUUGAACUAAUGCUCCCUUUAGUCCCAGUAAACACAUUGUAGCCAUAUCUUGGGAUUUGGUGUUCUAAGCUGUCAAAAACUUAAAAUAAUUCAUAGAUUCAUAAAUAAAUGUGAGUUAAAAUUAA
Messenger RNA from Arachis stenosperma, 1423 nucleotides. RefSeq lists its product as uncharacterized. Lineage: Eukaryota; Viridiplantae; Streptophyta; Magnoliopsida; Fabales; Fabaceae. Bases 563 to 1234 code for a protein of 223 amino acids. The record is from RefSeq and is a predicted model, not a curated record. The transcript has 2 exons.